Molecule: messenger RNA, 1095 nt
Organism: Capsaspora owczarzaki ATCC 30864
Lineage: Eukaryota; Filasterea; Ministeriida; Capsasporidae
Exons: 1
Coding region: 1-1095 (364 amino acids)
Source: RefSeq, a predicted model, not a curated record
AUGACAAACUCGACCUGGCUCCAAACCGACAUCACUCCAAACUGGAAUCCACUGGAAACAUGGGUCGUCGGUGUGGGUCUGUUCUUGUUUGUGUGCCAGCUAGGCAUGGCAUUGUUGCUCGUCGUCGAGCGGGAGUGGAAGCCGUUCAAGGCAAAGCAACCGGUCGUGCUGCUCGUCUGUGUUUUAUCGGCAAUCCUUUCGUUUCUCGGAGAAAUGCAUGCAAUACUGUUGCUGCCGCAGGAGGCAUGCUACUUUUGGAAGCAAUGGGCUCUCAUAGCACUUGGACUAUGCUUGUGUGCUUCCGCGCACCUGUAUCGCUUUUUCACGCGAUGGGUGGUCUUGAAAAUUCUGACGUCUCAACUCAUUAGCAUUUCGAAAACGUUCCAUCGACGGGCUUUCCAGCUAGCUGGUGCCCUCCUCAUCUUCCUGCCAGUGUUGGUGUCGAGCGUCGCUAUGGGCACGGUUGUUGAAAUUACCAUUCAGCCGGUCGUGAUGGCGAAUGGCGAGCUGAUGAAUGUUUGCUCCUCGACACACAAGACGAUGCUCUACACUGUCAACCUGGCCAUGGGCAUUUAUUUCUGUAUCCUCGGCACAUGGUGGACGUACACCCUUCGCAACGUGCGCGCAGCGUUCAACGAGUAUCGUAGCGCUCGGCCUGGCAUAUUCUGCUCAAUGCUUUGUCUUGCUGGGUACUUUACCGCAAGGCUGCUUUUGGACAAUGCCAAAUUCUACAACCGUGCACUCAAGCUGGCGUUGAACGCUGGCGUCUCAACGCCGAUUUUUGUUGCCAUUGCCGGUGGCGUCGUUUGGGACUGGCUUACGCGCCGCGACCUCGCCGAAAAGGCUUUUGAAGCCGGCAUGGCAAUGACCAUGCUCUCGCGCGCGCCGUUGCGAGGUCGUUCAUCCUUGUCACAGGAAACCCAGGCCACCUCGAGUCGAAAAUCUUCCGUUGCAAGCAGCGCCGACUCUACACGCAGUGCGCCGCUACCAGAACCGACAGAAUAUGCUGUGGAAGUCGAGGACGAGGACGAGGUUGAUCUCGAGUUGGAAUUGGGUCUUACGCCGGCCGCUCCAUCGGCAGUGUCGACUCGCUGA